Labeo rohita (rohu) is the source of this 1414-nucleotide messenger RNA. RefSeq names its product intersectin-2-like. The coding region runs from base 1 to 1407 and encodes 468 amino acids. The record is from RefSeq and is a predicted model, not a curated record. Gene Ontology annotation, biological process: positive regulation of Rho protein signal transduction. Gene Ontology annotation, molecular function: protein binding; guanyl-nucleotide exchange factor activity. Lineage: Eukaryota; Metazoa; Chordata; Actinopteri; Cypriniformes; Cyprinidae. The transcript has 12 exons.
AUGGUUGUGGGCCUAAACCUCUUUGAUCGUUGGGUUCUCUAUGAUGCUGAGAACCAAUCCUAUGAGGAUUUUAGCCCCACCAAAGCUGAUUUUAAAGGAGCUGCCACCAUCCAUUUCGCCGGCUAUGUUGAUGUAAAAUCACAAAGACGUUCUACUGUGGGCGAGAAUUUUCAGAAACUUUCAGAUUCUGGUCUCAUUGAGGAGUAUGUGGCUCUAUACACAUACGAGAGUCCAGAGUCAGAUGAACUGGCGUUUUGUGCAGAGGAUGUUGUCCUGGUAACAGAGAAGGAAGGAGAAUGGUGGAGAGGGUGCAUCGGUGACCAGUCUGGCCUCUUCCCGUCCAACUACGUUAAACCCAAAGAGCCUGAUACUGCCAAUCCUGGAGUUCCCGGUAAAAAGCCAGAGAUUGCUCAGGUGACUACGGCCAGUGAUGCCACAACACCAGAACAACUGAGUCUGACACCUGGUCAGCUGAUCGUGGUGCUGCAUAAGAACUCAAACAGCUGGUGGCUGGGUGAACUACAGGCACGGGGUAAAAAGCGUAAAAAGGGCUGGUUCCACUCCUCUCGUGUCAGAUUACUGGAGGCCAAUAGUGGCAAAAUAACUCCUGCAUCUCAACCACGGUGUGCUGAUCUGCUCAGUUUAGACUCCAUGUGCACUGAGGAAAGGAAGAGGCAAAGCUACAUCCAUGAGCUCAUUCAGACAGAGGAGUCCUAUCUGAAGGACCUGGAAUUGGCACUAGAGGAGUUCCAUAAGCCAAUGGCAGAGUCAGGGAGGCUGACGGAGGCUGAGAUGAGCAUGAUCUUUGUGAACUGGCGGGAACUGAUCAUGUGCAGCACCAAACUCCUAAAAGCUCUACGUGUCCGUAAGAAGAUGGCUGGAGAGCGGAUGCCGGUGCAGGUGGUGGGUGAUAUCUUGUCCUCAGAGCUGACUCACAUGCAGGCCUACAUUCGCUUCUGCAGCUGCCAACUCAAUGCUGUGGCUCUGCUGCAACAGAAAACUGACAAAUCACCUGACUUCAAACUCUUCCUGAAUAAAAUUGUCAGUAAUAAAGGAAUGCCACUCUCCAACUUACUCCUGAAACCCAUGCAGAGAAUCACACACUACCCACUGCUGAUCAAGAACAUUCUGGAGAAUACCCCUCCAACUCACGCAGAUCACGCAAAGCUGCGGGCGGCACUGGAGCAGGCCGAGGAGUUGUGCUCACAGGUGAACGAGAGUGUGAAGGAUAAAGAAAACUCUGAUCGGCUGGAAUGGAUCCAGAACCAUGUGCUGUGUGAUGGAGUCACUGAGAACCUCGUUUUUAACUCUCUGACAAACUAUCUGGGCCCUCGAAAACUGCUGCACAGCGGAAAACUACAUAAGACCAAGAGCAGCAAGGAGCUUUGGGCCUUCCUUGUUUACUGACUUCCUG